Messenger RNA from Blepharisma stoltei, 1130 nucleotides. NCBI's taxonomy places the organism in Eukaryota, Ciliophora, Heterotrichea, Heterotrichida, Blepharismidae. The record is from the annotation of a GenBank genome assembly.
AUGGCUCUUAUACUAUUUUUGAUUUUUGCUGGGGUCCAAGGCUUUGAAGUUAAUAUCCAACCUAGAGGACAGCAAUGCUUUGGCGAAGAUCUCUCAAAAGGCACACUUUAUGUGGGAGAAGUCUCCCUUGCUGAGAAAAGGCCAGAACUCCGCCCACUCUCAUACAGGGUUUUAUUUAAAGAUAUUGCAACUAUCGUUGAGAAAAAUAACGUAAAUACAGACAAAUUCAGCUUUACAUCUACAGAAGAAGGGCCACACAUGCUUUGCGUUGAAAAUUCUGGACAAUUUGCUACUUGGGUAAAUGUAAAAAUUAUUACUGGAGCUGCUGCAAAAGAUUAUAGUGGGGUAGCUUCUACUAAAGACAUAAAAGAUUCUGAAAGAAAAAUAGAAUUAGUGAAGGAAAACGUUAGACAAAUACAUAAAGAACUGCAAAACGUUAGGGAGAGAGAAGAAGAAAUGCGAGGAUUAGGCUUAAAAUUAUUUAAAAUCAGGCGUUAGCCAUAUUGGUGAUGCAGUCACCAAAUACCCCCCCAUACAAGAGGUUCUACAGCUUUCGACUCCAGCCCAGAGGUCUGUGCUACUUCCUGUAUCUCUGUCUCCUUCUUGCCUUGAGGCUUCAGUCUUGAGUGCUUAUGGAUUUCGGCGGCCCUACGACAGGCAUUGGAGUGGCAUAAUUCCAUAAAUCCUUGGAGUCUGUCAGGUGCCAAAUACUUCCUUCGACAGCUGCAGGAAAAAUACUGCUCUGCUGUAAACUGGGCCGAAACCCCCAGUUUCUGGUAGAGGAAUGCCAAUGAGUCCUCAGAUCAAAAAGAACGUUGUUGAGUAACUCCAUUUCCAGCCACAGGAAAACAACCAAAAAGUGAUCCGAUACAUAUCUCUUAAGCUGCACUUGAAUCUCGGCUAGAAGUCAGUCCCAGUUCGCCGUAGCUGUAAGGUCUUGACAGUUGCGCCAAGAGGGCAGGUUGACGUGUGUCACAAUUUUAAUGUAUGAAGAAACUCGAGGAACUAAUGAAACAAUCCACUCAAGAGUUGUCGCGUAUUCAAUCUUUACAAUAAUAUUCUUGAUUGCGUUAGCAUUGAUCCAGGUUUUGUAUCUGAAAAGAUUCUUUAAAUCUAAGAAAAUGAUUUAG